Molecule: messenger RNA, 888 nt
Organism: Astrephomene gubernaculifera
Lineage: Eukaryota; Viridiplantae; Chlorophyta; Chlorophyceae; Chlamydomonadales; Astrephomenaceae
Source: the annotation of a GenBank genome assembly
AGGAAACGGUGCUGGGGUACGGGUAGCGGAGGAAGCGGCGGCGGCGGAGGGUACGGGUUGUUUACCCCGACGUCAGGAGAACGGUAAGGGGAGUAGCGCCACAGGAGAUGCGUCUGCGCUGGAAGUAGUGCAGGGUAGGAACGCGGAAUCAGCGGAAGCGGCGUUGUACGAGUGGGUGUUGGGCGUGGCUCGCGCGACGGCUCGCAACCGCUCCAGCAUGUUGCAGGAUGUGGCUGCGGGGCGGCGCACGGAGGUGGACUACCUGAGCGGGUGGGUGCUGCGGGUGGCGGCGGCCCGGGGGGUGGCGGCGCCGGUGAAUGGGGCGCUGUACGGCAUGGUGAGGCGUUGCAGUGGUGUGCGCAUGUGGGGCAUCAUGCAUGCAUGCGUGUAGAAGAGGUGACGCAUUUCGUUUAAAGGCUCUGUCGUGCAGCCCCUGAAACUUGACAGAAGCUGGCAAGCUGCUAUUCGUAGUGUUUGGGGUUAGAGCCUGUUGUACUGUUGGAUGUUGCCGGUAUUGGCGGUACCUCUUGUUGAAUACUGCGGCUCGGAGCCCAUGGCAAUUAUCGCCCAUCAUGCGCUCUAACGGCGAGUUUGGUAUGACAUUGUUUUCUUGGUAAGUUGACUUGAGAGGGGGGGGCAAUGCUUGUGUUGCGUUAGGCAGGUCAGGGGCCGUUUUACGUGCCAUUCUGUGCGUGCCGUAGCGGUGUGUUAAGGAAACAGGCCGGUGUGUUAUAAUAACUGGCCGCGAGGCCGGUGUGUGUGACAGGCAUGGUACUGGCGACUCUUGACUGCUCUAUGCGUGUUGAAGGCAACGUGGGCGGGUGUUGGAGAAGCCGGGAAGAAGGGAGCACGUUGGGGACUACAUUGUACGGCCGGGAAGCUGUGGAC